UAGUGGGUUUGUUGCCAUGCAUUUAUGUGACUUCCCCUUAGUGCGUGCUCUUGUUUCAGUAGCGGGGGCGUGCAGCUCCUCUGUCUCAUCCAUUUUCACAUUUGUCCUCUCAACCCAGAGACAAGAACAGAAAUCUUCACCCAACUUUUCUUCCAAGUCGCCUACACGCCGACGACAACGAAAUGUUGAGGCGAAAGCCUUCCAACGCUUCGGAGAAGGAGCAGGUGCAGAAGAAAAAGCUCACUCUGCAGAGGUCAAGCAGCUUCAAGGACUUCAUGAAGCCCAAAGUGACCUCACCUGUCACGCCGGACAAGGAGUUUGUCCUCGAUGAGAGUGUGGAAGGGAGCGUCACGGAGGGAGGGAAAAGCAGCGGCAAACUUGGCAAGAAGUGGCGUUACGUCAUCUCCCGCACGAUAACCAGCAAGAACUCCAAGAUGGUGCAAAAGGUUCUAGCUGAGGAGGGGCCUCUUCAAGGUGAGAGCAGUGAGGAACUCGUGUCCCCUAAGUGGGGAGGCCAAAGGAUGUCAACGUCCUCCACAGGCUCAGAAGAGACGGCUUCCAGUCCUAUCACCUGUCCUUUUUCUGGCAAUAGUGACAGACAGAGUCUGGACAGCGGUUAUUGUCAGAGGGACAGCAUGAAACUGGAGGAGAAUGCCGUCUCCUUCGACGGACCCUUCUGUGGCCGCGCCGUGGUGCACACCGACUUCACCCCCAGUCCCUAUGAUGUGGAGUCCCUGAAACUUCAAAAAGGAGAUAUUAUCCACAUUAUCGAGAAGCCUCCCGUGGGCACCUGGACAGGAAAACUCCACCACAAGGUGGGCUCCUUUAAGUUCAUAUACAUCAAUCUCCUGCCCGACGAGAGCCCCCCUGUCAGACGAAGACGUUGUGACAGCAAGACCAACAGAAACAAGUCCAAACCAUCCACCCUGGAGGAGGUGCUGGACUGCAUUGGGUUAAUGGACUUGUCUUUCUUGCUGUCCAUGCAUGGUUUUCAGAACCUGGAAGACUUCAUGGGUUUGAGGGAGUCUCACCUCAAUGAGCUGAACAUCACUGACCCGGAUCAACGCGCCAAGAUCCUGAGCAUUGCCGACCUGCUCCGAGACCCCGAGGAUGAAUCCAAUCCGCAGGAGGAGGAUGAGGAAGAGGAGGAGGUGGAGACAAGACCAAAGGAACCGAGGGAUUCGGGCUGUUUUGACAGCUCGGAGCAGCUGGAUGUGAAGCCUGAGGAGGCUCAACCGGAAAGGGAGCCUCAGGAUAACCGGUCAGAAAGCAGCAAGGAGACAGUGAUUGAUGAACAAAAGGCGAUCGAUGAUGUCCAACAAUACCUGCAAGAACUGAGUGUGCAAGAAGCAUAUUGAAGACUCCAAAUCGAAUCAUGUAAAUGUUGCCAUCGUGGUCCUGAAGUUUUUUUUGGACAGUAGCAGUGAGGGGGCGUUGUGUUGUGACAUAAACACAAUCAUCGCACCGUCAAAGUCUGCUGCACUUUUGUAAAUCUGCUUGGAUUGUUUCCUAGAAAGUGUGGAAACAAGAAAGGGGAUCCAGGUGUUUGAAGUGUUGGAUGAAGAGGAGGUUGUUGGCAAGAUGUAUGUUGGACAAUACAUAUACGAGCUAGAUGCUCAGGAUGCGGAAAAUGUUGUGCACAUGGAGUGGAGACGAGACCCUGAGAGAUUGUAAGAACGGUACGCAACAUUGGCUGCAUUUAUCAGCCUAGCAUUAUUGUUUGCAGUUCGAUGAUACGCCAUGCUGUAAAAUGCGCACGAUGGGAUAACCUACUUGGGCCAUGUAUUCAAUGCACUGAGAGUGCACGUUAUAGUGGGUUGGUGUCCUACAUUGUCAUUGCUAAGGUAAUUUUGUUGCAUUGUAGGCCACGCUGUACAUUAUAUUGGCAGCAUUGUCAGUUGUAAACCAUUACGGAGGAUUGCAUCCAGGCGCUCAUAUAGUUUGAAUGUUUUCGUACAGAAUUACAUCCAUGUCCAUUUACAAUUACUCGAAUGUUUUCAUAAACAACAGCCAUAGUUUUUCAUUGAUAAUCAAAACUACCUUUUUUGAAAAUCCGGUAAAAAAAACAUAAGUCUUGGAACAAAGAAUGCUCAUCGAAACUAAAUUGUUCCAAUUUUCCGAUCCAUUUACGUGCCUUAUUCUUUUCUUUCUUUUGGCCACUCAAACAACGGUUUGCCUGAAUGUGAACAGUGCUAUCAACAGUGCAUUACAAUGGCUGACUGGCAACUCAGCACUGUGUAGAUGACAUCGCUUGCCAGAGAUUGACAAGCAAAAGCAUUUUUGUUGUUAAGAGCGUUGCUACAGGUCUAAGUACGAACCUGGGUGGGUUGUGUAAAAAAACAAAACAAAACAAAGCAAAACAAAAACGAAUAAACGUAUGCUUAAAAUAGUUUUAGCUGUAAGUACUACUCAAAAGACUACACUUUAAGAGUACCUUUAAGGACAGCCAGUCUGAUUCUUAAUAACAUACACACACACAAUAUAUAUAUAUGAAAAAUACAUAUUGGCUCAAAAUAUUGGUAUUCGGCCUCCUUGGCCACUAAGAAUCAGUUUCGGUAUCGGCCCUGAAAGAACUAUAACGUCCAUCUCUAAUUUCCAACCCAAAUUAUCUAGUUAACCUUUGGCAUUCAACUUUGACACUCUGCGCCAGGUUUAGUGGAUCGCUAUUUUUCACUUGUAUUCUUGUUUCAAUUGUUUUAUGUUCAAAAUGUUUGAUAGCUUCAGGUUAAUUUUUGUAUGUGUACAGCACUCUGUUCUGUGGCUUUUUCUUGAUGUGCUUUAUGAAUAAAGUUCAGUUGAGUUUCAAAA
Hippocampus zosterae (dwarf seahorse) is the source of this 2808-nucleotide messenger RNA. It is a transcript of the gene sash3, whose product is annotated as SAM and SH3 domain containing 3. The transcript has 8 exons. The record is from RefSeq and is a predicted model, not a curated record. Lineage: Eukaryota; Metazoa; Chordata; Actinopteri; Syngnathiformes; Syngnathidae. Bases 183 to 1358 code for a protein of 391 amino acids. Gene Ontology annotation, molecular function: protein binding.